AUGCUUUUGGCAGAGGAGCCCGCGACGCUCAUCUCGCACACGAUCGACAACUUCAACAUCCAACCAGACAAGCAAGCCAUCGCCCGCAUCAAUGAAUCCCUCUCCACCCUCCAACAGGCCCGCGAGCUGCGUCUCCGCGAGGCAGAGAAUGCCCUCAAGAAACUAACCUCAGCCCACUCCUCCACCGCCCACGCCUCCGAAAUAGCCCGCCUCGACACCACAAAAUUCCGCACCGCAAAGGCGGCAUCCGACGCAGAAAUGGAAGCAGAGCGCCUCGCCCAACAGGCCGCAGACCUCAACGCCCGCCUGCAGGAGCUCGAGAUCCAAGGCCUCGACGGCUCCGCCGACGACCAGGCGCGCCGCCGCGACCCCGUCGACGACGAGGUGCUGCUGCGGCUCAAAGUGUACCGCAGCCUGGGCAUCGAGAUAGAGCGCGACGGGAAGGACGGUGGCGGCACGGGCGAGUUCACGCGCGCGGUUGUGAGGAAUGAUCGCAAGGGGGAUGUGCAUGUCGUCAAUAUGGACAAGAAGUUUUCAAAGUUCUUUUAUGCCAAUUACUUUUGGCAGACUUUGUAA
Colletotrichum lupini is the source of this 576-nucleotide messenger RNA. RefSeq lists its product as uncharacterized. The transcript is spliced from 3 exons. The coding region runs from base 1 to 576 and encodes 191 amino acids. NCBI's taxonomy places the organism in Eukaryota, Fungi, Ascomycota, Sordariomycetes, Glomerellales, Glomerellaceae. The record is from RefSeq and is a predicted model, not a curated record.